Molecule: messenger RNA, 1017 nt
Organism: Patella vulgata (common limpet)
Lineage: Eukaryota; Metazoa; Mollusca; Gastropoda; Patellidae
Exons: 10
Coding region: 70-1017 (315 amino acids)
Biological process (GO): carbohydrate metabolic process
Molecular function (GO): hydrolase activity, hydrolyzing O-glycosyl compounds
Source: RefSeq, a predicted model, not a curated record
UAUUAUUUUAAAGUCUAUGUGAAAUUGUUGAACACUGCGAAUGGUAGACAGUACCACCACGCCCAACCGAUGAUUGACAUCAUAGACACUAGCGGAAACCAUAUGUACGAUAUCAUUGGUAAAUCAGAUUAUACCUACCCAGGUCAAUGGUAUGCUUUAGGCGGUGAUUACAAUAUACCAACUAAUGCUACCAGCGUUCGAUUUUAUGUUCAGAUACCACAAGAGGGUGUGGACUACCUGGCGGAUGACGCUGAAUUAACUCUUAUUCCGUCCAUAUCUGCAUUCAGUACCGAUGUUGAUAAACAAAUAGAUAAACUAAGAAAGGCUGAUUUAUCCAUAAGCUUAGAAGGAUCAAAUCCGAGUAAUCUUGAAAUCGAGGUUCAACAAACUAGAAGUAAAUUUGGUUGGGGAUCGGCUGUUAAUGUACACUACCUCAGUAAUUCAAAGUAUGCAAAUUACAGAAAGUUUUACUACGAUCUAUUUGAAUGGGGAGUUCUGGAAAACGCUCUAAAAUGGCAGUAUUUAGAAAAAACACAGGGAAGCUUUAAACCAGAUGCUGCUUUAGGGGCUGUAAAUGACUUACUUUCAAACGGUAUUAAGGUCAGAGGUCACAAUAUAUUUUGGGAUGCCGGAAAAUACGUUCCAGUUUGGCAGAAGAGUCUAUCACCUGUCGGUAUAAAGCAAUCAUUAGAACAACACAUCAAAGAUAUGACAAGUACAUUCCGUGGCAAGUUUCAGCAAUGGGAUGUCAACAAUGAAAAUGUUCAUCUGAAAUUUUACGAAGGAAGACUGAAUGAUCCGAAUAUAACAGCGUGGAUGAUUCGAGAAGUUCAUCGGAUGGAUCCGAUCACAGAAUGUUAUCUUAAUGAUUAUGGUGUUGUUGCUAAUAAAUAUGAAACCAUGGCGUAUGUGAAUCAAGCAGUACACUUGAAGGAAUCAGGUGUACCUGUUGUUGGUAUGGGGAUACAAAGUCAUCUACACAACCUUGUUGAUGUGUCUAUUAUAAAGGUUGUCUGA